CGCCGCGUGCGAAGCUCUUGCCGCGUUGGCGUUGAAGACGGAGGCGCGCUGCAGGCUCGGUGGAGCCACACAAGAUAACUCGCAUUACCGAUUCACGCAAGAUGUCUCGCUUUGCCUUCGCCGGCGAUGGCGCCUACCCCGGCGACGGCGGUCGUGAGCUGCAGCGGCUCUGGAUGCUCGGAACUUGGCGGCCGCUAAAGCAAUGCGACGGUCGCUACGUGAGCCGGAACGUGGAGUGGUCGGCGCUGGCGCUGCGAGAGCUCUGCGAGUCAGUGGGAGUGACUGCAGCGGGCCACGUUGUCACAUGCCGCGAGGCGGGCCCGCGUGACGACGAGGUGCAGUGCGUGCGCCUCCGUGGCGGCGGCGGCCUCCUCACCUACGCAAAAGAGGCGGACGGCGGCGUUGCGCGACACGUACACACGCUCAACACGGAGAGCGGUCUCGCCCGGAAGCUGCUCGCGCUCGGCGGCGGUGCGGAUGGCAGGCUGGUCCGCGCGCUGUCGGACGCGAGGGCGGCGCACCUCUUCUCCUCGCUUUGCCGCCUCCUCGAGCGAGUCGAAGAGCCCGCCCGGACACAAGCGGCGCCGCCUCUCGCCACGGCGCUGCGCCUCGCAGCGGCGCGGGUGGGAGCGCAUAGCGCCGGUUGUCCCGCUCCAGCGGCUCCUGCUCCAGAUACAUCUGCUGCCGCGGCACCUGCUGCGCCCCUCCUUCGGCUGAGCCUCGUGGGGGCGCACGGCGUGCUGCCCUCCAAGUGCAGAAAGUGCGACGUCGACACGGUCGUGCUCGUGGCGCCGACUCAUGCGGCGAUAUCGGAGGUGGCCGUGCGCAAGCUGCGCCUCAAGUGCAAGGAGCGUGGCCGAGUCCUCCUCACCCUCAAGAAGGGCAGCGGUGCCCUAGCCGCCGGCGCGGUGCUGCCGCGGGAGGAGGCGGACCUGCACGCGUGGGGCCUCCGCAACGACGCGGUCGUCGCCGUGAGCGUGGCUGACGCGGGACCACCACCACGGAGACAGUCACAAAGUGAGAAGUGAGUGAGUGUAGUAGUCCGUGCUUCUUAAACAGAUGGUCGUCGUUUUCUUUUUUCAGAGUCGGAGAGUGUU
Emiliania huxleyi CCMP1516 is the source of this 1097-nucleotide messenger RNA. RefSeq lists its product as hypothetical. The record is from RefSeq and is a predicted model, not a curated record. NCBI's taxonomy places the organism in Eukaryota, Haptophyta, Isochrysidales, Noelaerhabdaceae. The transcript has a single exon. Bases 102 to 1028 code for a protein of 308 amino acids.